Molecule: messenger RNA, 2267 nt
Organism: Botrytis cinerea B05.10
Lineage: Eukaryota; Fungi; Ascomycota; Leotiomycetes; Helotiales; Sclerotiniaceae
Exons: 4
Coding region: 106-1662 (518 amino acids)
Biological process (GO): regulation of transcription by RNA polymerase II
Molecular function (GO): zinc ion binding; DNA-binding transcription activator activity, RNA polymerase II-specific
Source: RefSeq, a predicted model, not a curated record
GAAUGUCGGUCACGUGAUUCAGUUUGGGCUUGAAAUGAGCUGCGCUUAUAAUCGGUACUCUGCGACGUUAAUCUACCACACAUUAUUAUUGGCUAUGCCCAUGCAAUGGAUAACGAAUACAUCAAUACGUUCAGAUGGCUUCGUGAUGAUUAUACACGACUUAGAGAUGGAACUGAGCUGUUUGAACGGGUAAAUGAACGCUAUGCAAACGCAAAUUAUGAUGAUUCAGGCAGCUGUGCAACGCAACAAGAUCUGAAUAAUCUCGGAAGCAGCGACCACGAUUGUUGCAUGAAGUCGAAGUCUGCUGGCAGCUGUAGUAACGCUCAUUCGGGGGACAGUAUUAUUGCCAGCCAAAGUUCCUCUACAGUAUGGCCAAACAACGGCACGAAGCAAAAUGAGCCCCGCAGACCUCGCAAAGGUCACAAAAAGUCGAGACGCGGAUGUUACAAUUGCAAGAAACGUAAAGUAAAAUGUCAAGAAACUUUGCCUUCAUGUCAAAAUUGUGCACGAAAUCAACUGCCAUGCAGCUACCCUACACUUCCACCUUCAAUAUUACCCCUAAAGCCUCACCAGAUCUCUAAUCCGAGCCCGGUUCCGUAUGGAAAUCUGCAAGCUACACCCACCAUAUUUUCCCUAGAUGACAUGUUCAUUUUUCAUCAUUUUUUGAUGCAUGCUCACCCCUAUCUGCCUGUAGGGAGCAAGGAAAAGUGGGUUUUUCAUGUUCCAGUCCUGGCUCAUCAUAAUCCUUUCUUAUUACACGCUAUUCUUGGCCUAUCCGCAUCCCACAUUUCAAGCAACUUACCCUUUUACCCUUGCAAUUCUACGGUCAACUCAGGAAGUCCUGCCAAAAGUUAUCACACCCUAUCACUCCACUACCGCACACUCGCCAUCUGCGGGUUGUCAACGCUCUUCGCCAAGCUUGAUCCCUUGACCACGACGAAUUUUCAAAGACAAACAAUCCAAGCAACUCUCUACUUGCUGACGUUUCAAUCUUGCUAUCUAUCUGAUCUAUCUGGCUUUUUUGAACUCUUACAUUUUUUCCGUGGCUGCGGCAUUCUUCGUGAUAGCCGUCUCCUUGGCGGGCAAGAUAAAGGGAUAGAAAUGUGCUUUGAUGGGGAUGGAGACCAUUGGCAGCAAAUGGAAAAACGACUUGUUGGUCUGCCUAGAAUUCCCAAUCAUUCCACCCAAGGUGCUAAAAGCUCGUUAAAUCUCAUCAAAGAUUCAUGCCAGAGUAGGAAAACGAAUAUGGAGUUCUUUGGAAUGCUUCUGGCCGUUGUCAAACAGUGGGAAACUUCUUCUCUAUCCGCCUAUUUCAAAUUUGUUCAAAUCUACCUUGCAAUCAGUAAGAUGAGCGAUCGUACCUUCUACACCUUUAUAGAUGAAACAAAUAAAGUAGCAAGGGUAUUAAUUGCUCAUUUUCUAGCAGUGCAGAAGAUUAUGGGGCCUAUUCUUUGUCGUGAAACUGAAAUCAGUGAUUCUGGCAGCUUAAACGGUGGUAUUAGAGUGGGAGGUGAGAUUAGAGGUCAUGAAAAAUGGGUGGAGGGAAUUUGGAGUCAGUUGACCGGGGAUGGGGAAGAGAAAUGGAAAAAGUCAAUGGAAUGGCCAAGGGAAGUGUUCCGGAGCGAAAAUUCGGGUAACUUUGAUUAUUCACAAAGUCUAUGAUGUGCAACUCACACAGUUUUCUGGCUGUACCGUAUCUGUGCACACACAUACCUGGAUAUAUAACCCUAUUGUUGAGCUGGCGAACCAUGUUACUCCUAGUAUGGAAAUAACAGAAUAUGGUAAUGUCAUUAUAUAUGCUACUACCUGAUGCACCUCAUGAUUCUCUCUUUGACUAUAUGAGCAUCUUUUCUUAGUCAACAGUUUCCAUCUGAAUUAAGUUCAAAUUCUCUCUUUAACAACUUCGAUGAAAUCAGAAUCACUCCUCCAAACACAAAGCACACAGAUUAUCUCUUCUUAUACCGACGUGUUCACUUUCUUCUCCAAGAAUAGUCUCUGGUACGAUUCAAAAAGCCUAUUUUGCUUUCCUGGGCAUGAUAUUGCUCAUCAAACUCAGAUGUCUGACAAUCAAAGGAGUCGAUGUUGAAGUAGAAGACAUUAUGAGAAUGCAUGUAGUUGUGGAUUGACGGCUCCAAAGUCACCUACCAGAAUGAUUCUUGUUAUGGCUAGCAGUCAAUAGCUACUCAAAUGUUAAGAUUAAAAAGUUCAGUCUAUAAUAUCAGGGGCAAACCUUCUUUAUGCUUACCUGAAUAAUAGAACUCAUAUCA